Molecule: messenger RNA, 2947 nt
Organism: Strigops habroptila (Kakapo)
Lineage: Eukaryota; Metazoa; Chordata; Aves; Psittaciformes; Psittacidae
Gene: AKIRIN2
Product: akirin 2
Exons: 4
Coding region: 513-1019 (168 amino acids)
Biological process (GO): positive regulation of transcription by RNA polymerase II; positive regulation of innate immune response
Cellular component (GO): chromatin; nucleus
Molecular function (GO): transcription coregulator activity
Source: RefSeq, a predicted model, not a curated record
CCGGGAGCGCAGGCGCAGUGUGGAGGGCUGGUUUUUGAAUCCGCGGCGUUGUUAUUGACGCCAUAUUGCUGGUGUGGGAGUCACAGGGGGAAGCGCCGCUGCCGCCCGGGCCCCACCGCCAUCGCUCGUCAUCGGCGGCCCCGGACCGGGUAACCGGGCCCGGCCCCGCGCCCCUCGGCACAGCUUCCACCCCGCUACCAGCUGCGGGCGGAAUUGGCCCGGCUAGGGCAGGGCGGGCGGCGAGAGCGGGGAUCCAGCCGGCCGAGCCGGAGCCGCUGGCGGGGCCGGGGCCGCUCCCCAGAGAGAGGCCGACAGGGAGGCGGCGGAGGCCCUGACGCAGCUGCCCCCUCCUUUCCCUGCCGCCCUCCCUUCCCUCCCCCCCUGCCCGCCCCAGACAGCGGGGAAGGCGCGUCUGGGCAGGGCCGGCUGCUGCCACCACCGCCGCCGUUGCCGCCGUCUCCCCUGCCCCUCGCUCUGAGCCCCCUUCCGCCGCCCCGCCGCCGCCCUGCGCCAUGGCUUGCGGCGCCACUUUGAAAAGGACUCUGGAUUUCGACCCGCUGCUGAGCCCGGCGUCCCCGAAGCGGAGGCGAUGUGCGCCAUUGUCAGCCCCGGCCUCGGCCGCUGCCUCCUCCUCUUUCGCCGCCGCCUCCCCGCAGAAAUACCUGCGCAUGGAGCCCUCACCCUUCGGAGAGGUGUCGUCCCGGCUCACCACAGAACAAAUUCUGUACAACAUAAAACAGGAGUACAAACGCAUGCAGAAGAGGAGACACUUAGAAAAUAGCUUCCAGCAGACAGAUCCUUGUUGUUCUACUGAUGCACAGCCACAUGCAUUUCUCCUUACUGGACCAGCUUUGCCAGGUACUUCAUCUGCAGCAUCAUCACCAUUGAAAAAAGAACAGCCCCUGUUUACUCUCAGACAAGUUGGAAUGAUCUGUGAACGUUUGCUGAAAGAACGUGAAGAGAAAAUCCGUGAAGAGUAUGAAGAAAUUUUGACCACAAAACUUGCAGGUAUAUUAUAGUUCAAAAGAAUGUGUUAGGAUUUGUUCAAAUGAAAGCUUAAAGCUUUUCCUGAUGUUUGUUACACUGUACUUUUUUUUCUGAUCUAACAUGAUCAAGAUUGCAUACAGGACAGAAAAAAUGGUGUGUAGUCUCUUUGAUAGGUUUUUUCUCCUAUGCUGGCUUGAGUAGAAACUAUGACUGCUGGGUAUUACUAAUCAGUUGAAACAGUGGAUUUAUUUCAGAUGGAACUUUCUCUUGCUAUCAUGUCUGAAUUGAUGAUUUCCUCCUCAUUUUUUUUUUUUUUUUUUUUUUUGCCAGAAAGCCUUUCUAUUCUCCUGGCUUAAGAGCUCUUUGUGAAGGGCUUUUUUUUCUCCUCCUGCUUGAGAACUGAUUUCCUUUUUCUGGAAUUUGGCAAGAUGACAGUACCUAAGAUUUCUCUUUCUCUUCCCAGUACUUGCCUUUACAUUGCUGCCAGCAGUGUUUGGUAUCUGCCUGAGUGUCAGUCGUUCAGCUGAUGCUCUCUUUUGAAUUGUUGUAUUUCACACCAUUUAGCUAAUAUUUUUGGUGCCUGAUGCCAGCUUACCUUUCCAUAAGGAUCAUGUUAAUGUCAGCAUUAUAAAUAGGACUUUAGUUGAAGUCCUCUACUUCUAAGCAUCUUACUAGCAUUCAAGCAUCUAAAUUCUGGUUCAUUCAGAGGUAGGUGCCUUCACAGUAUGAUUCAGUGUCUACUUUAAUAUUUGUGGUGAUUAUAACAGACAUCUGAGUGCACUUUAGGGCAGCAAACCUGCUUUUGAAUCCCCACAGCUGUUCUGCCUCCCACCUGAAAACACAUCAGAAUUAAAGUUUGCAGAUCUCUUCUGGUGUGGUAGUAGUGAUGUGGCCAUGCAGAGUGUCAGCAGACUUGAGUCAGCCUUGUGGCUUGCCUGUGACAGUGGGGUCUCUGCACCUGAGCCUCUGUUCCCAUUCUGUAUAGCUGACCUGCUGUUCCUGUGUAAGAAAUUGCUACAGUUUUGAGUCUCUCUUAAAUCUGCAUCUAUUUACAACUGGAACUAGACCUCUAAAUAUUUUUGUUGCUUUGGACCUAAUGCUCCAUUUCUGUGCUUAUAACCUGCUUCAGACUGAUGAAUUAUGACCCUUUAGAGUGUUACUCUUCUAAUUUGUGUAUGUUAGGAAUUGGGUCACUGCUUGCAUUCUCUUAAAUACAUUUCAGUUACCAGUUAGCAGUGAUCAUAAUAACUAUUUGAAGAUCAGAUAUAUUUACAUUUGUUCCAGACACUUUCUGAGUACAAACUUUUGGUUCUUUACAAGCAGGAAACCCUCUGGCAGGUUCCUUAUGUGUGCUCCAUGUGUCAGUCCCAAAGGGAACAUUUUCUUUUGCUAUUUUUUGGAAGGGACAGGGGUGGUUUACAGUGAGAUGGGUUAAGUUCUUGUUCUUAGGAUGGUGGUCAUCAAAAGAGCUAGAAAGAUCAUCUUACUGCAUCCCAUAUAUCAAGCCAGUAUUGCAUUUUCAGCAUUAUAUGGAGAUUUAGAAAGAGAGACUACCAAAAGAAUUUACAGAUUCCUUACAUAGAAGGCCAGUUACGUUUUUCUGCCGACAGAUGAUUAUAUUCUUUUCUAAACUUCGUACUGUAAGGUGAUACUGAUUCUUGCAGACUAGUGAAGUCAAUGGAAGUGUACCUGGGAAUUCUGUAAUAAAUCUCAAUUGAAUAGCUUCAUUCAAGUGACUUAGCUGAAUGUUUGGAUCUGGGAUAUUUUCCUGAUUCCUUUCUGAAUCAUGAUUUUCUUGUAGGUAGUUAGCCAGACACUGCCUUAUUUUUUUUUUUUCUUCUCCCAUGUUCUUUGUGAGCAGAGUUGUCUUUCACACAGAGUGAGUGUUUGAUAAAUGGAAAACUCAGAUCAUGGUAAUGCCCUGAUUUCCCUUCCUGCCUGUUACCUGAAACUGCUGUGU